Molecule: messenger RNA, 1895 nt
Organism: Betta splendens (Siamese fighting fish)
Lineage: Eukaryota; Metazoa; Chordata; Actinopteri; Anabantiformes; Osphronemidae
Gene: fam114a2
Product: family with sequence similarity 114 member A2
Exons: 14
Coding region: 1-1482 (493 amino acids)
Source: RefSeq, a predicted model, not a curated record
AUGUCAGACAGUGAAUCUACAGCAGCGGACGGUUCCGAGGCCGCGACUCCUUCACCAGCCGCACCUGACGUCGCCCCCGACGUGGCUCCGACCCGGAAAGCCAGGAGGAGACCCGACGCCGCAGCGCCGGCCGAGGCGGAGGGGGCGCCGACGGCGGAGCCGCCGGCACAGACAUCCAGUGAGUCCACUGUGUCUCAAGGUGGUUGGGGAUACUGGGGCAGCUGGGGGAAAUCCAUCUUAUCCACAGCAACAGCUACUGUGGCCACUGUGGGACAAGGCCUCACCCAGGUAAUAGAGAAGGCUGAGACCUCGCUGGGAAUCCCCAGUCCGACAGAACUGUCAGCGCAGGUGGAGGAAGAAGAACAGCAGGGUGAUGACAGCAGUAAGACAGACACACUCGCAGCAGACGGCUCAUCUACAGUGGGAAGUGCAAUGGGAAUGCUGUCAUCGCUGUCCAGUGUCGUCCAGAGCACAGGUAAGACGGUGUUGAGCGGCGGCCUGGACGCUCUGGAGUUCAUUGGAAAGAAGACGAUGGAUGUGAUAGCAGAAGGUGACCCCGGCUUUAAGAAGACAAAAGGAUUGAUGAACAGGAACGCUACUCUCUCUCAGGUGCUGCGGGAGGCGAAGGAGCGAGAGGAGCUGCAGUCAGCGGAGAAAGAGUCAUCAGAUUGUGAGAAGAGGGUGGUUGCUCACUAUGGGAUGCUGUUCGACGAGUUUCAGGGUCUGUCACAUCUAGAGGCUCUGGAGAUUCUGUCUCGGGAGAGUGAGUCCAAGGUGAAAUCAGUGCUCAUGACGCUCUCGGGCAAUGAGCUGGUUGAGCUCAGAGACGAGCUUGAUCAAAUUAAGGAUUCAUUCUCACUGGUGGAGUUUGACGAUGAGGAUGUUGAUGAAAGUAAAGAUGAAGAUGGCACCGAGUUUGAGAAAGAGGUAACAGAGGCUUUGGAGCAGCUCAGUGUCUCAUUCACGGCAGACAAACUCAGCACGGCCUGUAAGACUGCCUGCAGCCAGAUCAAUGACAUGAGCCAGACGGACAAGAAGGAGGACGAGGGUGAAGAGGAAGCCAGGAAACCCGUGUCUGUGGAGGAGGUUCAUGCUGCAGCCAUCAGGAGCCUGGCUGAACUGACUGCUCGGUCCAUUGAGCUUUUCCACAAAUUGUCUGAGCUGAUUCUUUUCUCCAGCAGCAGUGCAGACCCCAGCGUCCUGUCACAGUUGGUGGUUGUUUUGUGUAAAGAAGUCUCACUGCUCUCCAAGAAGUUCACCACCUGCUUAGCAGCCGCAGGCUUAAAUGAGAAGGGAGACAUCCUCAACCCGCUCAUAACAGGAGUCUUUUUAGAGGCAUCCAACAGCGCUUCCUACAUCCAGGACGCCUUCCAGCUGCUGAUGCCCAUCCUGGAGAUAUCACACAUCCAGAAGAGAGCAGAAUCCACACAGCAUAAAUUGAUAUUAUUUGAUUCCAUGGGGGAGGGAAAAUUCAAUUGUUAAAGCAGCUACAAGAAACAGUAAGAUGAAAAAAAGAAAUAGAAAAUGUGCAUAAAAAAUGUACAAUUCACACAUAAAAUGUGGGAUUUUUAUAUUAAUGUCAAGCACUUUGCUGUUUUGCUAUUGUACCUUCCAAAUUUCAGGUUUGGUAACCACCAACCCUCAUCCAACCAGGGAGACCUCCUCUCACCGUCCCACAAUAAGAAAUAUACAAAUACAGGAUCAGCGUGUGGAUGGCUUUAAGUUUCUCUCCUUCUUGCGUUUAAACUAAAGUGCUUAUUUAUGCCAUGAAGAUGUUUCUAUGCUUCUGAUAGUUGUUGAACUGUGUUGUGGACGUGUCAAACAGUACUGUACUUACAGAAGUCUGAAGGAACAUGACAUGGCCUUUUUGUCAUAAUUAAAAUAUCUAAAAACUG